Molecule: messenger RNA, 2251 nt
Organism: Panicum virgatum (switchgrass)
Lineage: Eukaryota; Viridiplantae; Streptophyta; Magnoliopsida; Poales; Poaceae
Product: pentatricopeptide repeat-containing protein At1g74900, mitochondrial-like
Exons: 2
Coding region: 33-1532 (499 amino acids)
Molecular function (GO): protein binding
Source: RefSeq, a predicted model, not a curated record
AAAAAAAAAACUCCUCGCCGCGAAAUUGCCCGAUGCCGCCGCCGCCCCCAACCUCCGCCGCAGCCACCACGCCGGCACCGCCAACCAAACCACCCCUGUGCCCGCGCCAGAUCGCCGCGCUAGUCCUGAACCACCCGUCCUCCACGCUGACCGCCGCGUCGGCGCGCUCCCUCUCGGCGUCCCUCCUCGCCGCCGCGCCCGCGCCCGCGCUCCCGAUCCCGGCCCCCGUCGCCAACGCCGUCCUCAAGCUCCUGUGGCACCACGCUCCGCGCGCCUUGCUCUUCUUCCACGCCCUGCUCCGCCUCCCGCCAGGCGCGCGCGAGCUCUCCCCGUGCACCGUCGAUCUCGCGCUCGACCUCGCUGCGCGCCUGCGCCCCCCGCGCCAGCUCACGAGCUCCGUCCUCGCGCUCUUCCCGCGCCACGGGCUCGCCUUCACCCCGCGCACGUUCCCGAUCCUGUUUGAGCGGUUUGCGGUGUCGCAGCGCCGCCCCGACCUCGCCGUCCGGCUCUUCCUCUCGCUCCACCGCUCCCACGGCGUCGCGCAGGACCUCCCGCUCUUCAACUCCCUCCUCGACGCCCUCGUCAAGUCGCGGCACGCCGGCAAGGCCGCCUCCCUCGUCCGUGCCCUCGAGCGGCGGUUCCCCCCUGACGCGGUCACGUACAACACCCUCGCCGACGGAUGGUGCCGCGUCAAGGACACCUCCCGUGCGCUCGACAUCCUGCGGCUGAUGGUUGAGUCAGGGAUUGCCCCAACGAAAGCCACAUAUAACAUUAUCCUCAAAGGCUUCUUCCGUUCUGGACAGCUGCAGCAUGCAUGGGACUUCUUCCUCCAGAUGAAGAAGAGAGGCAUCACCGACGAGAACUGUAAGCCUGACGUCGUGUCGUACACCACCGUACUGCAUGGGUUGGGUGUAUCCGGGCAGCUGGACAAAGCUCGCAAAGUGUUUGACGAAAUGUCUAAAGAAGGAUGUGUACCAUCAACAGCGACUUAUAAUGCUUUAAUUCAGGUAAUCUGUAAGAAGGGCAACGUGGCGGAUGCUGUGGCAGUCUUUGAUGAGAUGAUUGGAAAAGGUUAUAUUCCAAAUGUGGUUACCUACACCGUCUUGAUCCGAGGCCUCUGCCAUGCCGCGAAGAUUGAUCGAGCUAUGAAGCUUUUGGAGAGGAUGAAGAGCGAAGGUUGCGAACCUAAUGUUCAGACAUAUAAUGUCCUUAUAAGUUAUUCAUUUGAGGAAGGGGAAAUCGAGAAGGCUUUAGAUUUAUUUGAGAGAAUGAGCAAGGGUAUGGAGUGCUUACCCAAUCAAGAUACAUAUAAUAUUAUAAUAAGUGCAAUGUUUGUGCGUAAGAGAGCAGAGGACAUGGCAGUGGCUGCAAGUAUGGUGGUGGACAUGGUUGAUAGAGGCUACUUGCCUAGGAGGUUUAUGUUCAAUCGUGUACUGAAUGGAUUAAUGCUGACUGGGAAUCAAGAGCUUUCAAGGGAGCUCUUGAGGAUGCAGGAGAAAUAUGCACGCUUGCGACGAGAAAUAAGAUUGUAAUUGGCGUUUUGUUUCUUGAAUGCUAUAUGCUAUCAACGUUUUCUCCAUUUUCCACCCUGGGUACAGGCUACUGAAUAUCAGAAUCAAGGUGCAACACUGGAGUACCCAGUCAAUUAAUACUCCCUGCUGUCCUAUGAUCCCAUGAUCCCAAGAUUAUUGAUCUCUCUCAUUUGGAUCUGAGACUUAAUUGUGACUUUGGGGGUUCUCUAAAUAGCUUCGCGAAAGGUUUAAAGUGCCAAGAUGUGCAGAUUGUUUAUACUGUCUUGUGGUGAUGCGAUCCAGUCAUACUUAGUCUCGGAUAGUAUGAUGCUGCAAGUGUCUUACUAACCUGUCAGGAAGAAAAAUGUUUGUUCAUGCUUCAUGCCAGUUACAGGCAAAACUCAUUUUAGGUUUAAAAAAUGUACUGUAGAUGCCAAGCACAUGGUGAUAUUAUAUAGGGCUGUUAAUCAUCAGUUGCUGCAAGAAGUAAGUUGUUCUGUUGUUUAACACUUGCAGAAAAUAGAUACUCUCUCCGAUUUUUAAAUAUAUGGCGUUUAGGACAAUGAACUGGUUAGCUUGUUCCAAAACACCACAUAUUAAUAACACGGAGUACACAAGAAUUACUGGAAGUAUACUUUUCUAUAUCGACAGUUACACUAGGAUUUGUAUUGAUUAAAAUUUUAAAUGACUUCUGUGUGUGGAUAUGAUGUGUGGAGUCGCACUGUUGGUUUGUGCUAAAA